AUGUUUAACAAUAAUAUUAAUAAUAACCAAAUAACCAAUGGAGUAUUUAAAAUUGAAAUAAAUAAAAUAAUAUCAUCAAUGGGUAAAUCAUUAAUAUCAGAUAGAGAGAGAGCAAAGUUUGAAGAAAAAAUGGAAAAGAUAAAAAGUAUGGCAACUAAAGAUUUCAUUUCAAUGAAUAUUGAUAUUGAAAACUAUAAUAAAAAUAAUAUCAAUAACACUAUCAAACCAAUUGAAAAUCAAGCAUUGGAUUUAUACAUUUCAUUAAGAUCAAUGAUUGAAUUUAGUAAUCAAUUUCAACGAAAAUUUUUAAAAGAUUUAUUUAAACAACAGCAACAACAGCUUCAACAAUCACAGCUUCUACAACAACAACAACAACAACAACAACAACAACAACAACAACAACAACAACAACAACAACAGCAACAACAGCUACAACAACAAUUACAACAACUUAGUUCUUAUCAUAAUUCAGCACCAUUAUCAUUCAUUGAUAUGGUGUAUAAAGAUUAUAGUAGGAGAUACGCAAAGAUGUUCAGUUCAUUUGCUUUCAAAGUUAUGAAUAACCAAACAAUAGUGGUACCAUCAUUUAAAUUAGGUAAUGAUGAGGAUAUUAAUCAUGCAAUCCUAUCAAACUAUUAUGAAAUUCAAAAGAUAACAAAACAUCAUCAUUUACAUCAUUCCAAUGUACCUCAAGAUCUACAAAAUGUUAGUGUUAAUUCUACUACCAUUACAACAACAACACCACCAUCAUCAUCUUCAUCGUCAUCAUCAUCAUCAUCAUCACCUCUUAAUAUUGAUUUAUCUCCACCAAAAUCAACUCAAUAUCUUCAACAGGUUGAUAGUAAUAAUAAUAAUAAUACUACACAAUUUAAAUUAAUAUCAAAUAAUAAUAAUAAUAAUAGUAUUUCACCAUCACAAUUACUAUCAUCAUCACCACCACCACAACCACUGCCACAACAACAAAAUAAUAUAACAAAUAUAAUUGAUAAUAAUAUAUUCAUAACAAUAUUUAAAUCAAUUGAUAUUUGUAAGAUUGUGAAUACAGUUGAUGGAUUAAUAAAAAGUUAUCCAAGUUAUAAGAAUAGUUUAACCAUUAUAAAAGAGCUAAUGUUAAGUAGAGAUAGUCAAAAAGGUAUUGAUGUAAAGAUUGAAACCAUCAAAAAGAAUGCAAUAAAAUUGAUAAUGGAAGAAACUAUAAUCAAGGAUAGACAGGCAAUUUUGGAGAGUGAGUUGUAUUCAAAAUAUUUAGAGUUGAGAUUAAUCGUUGAAUUCAAUUUCAUGUAUCAAAGAAAACUUUUAAAAGAACAUCCAAUUCAUAGACAACAAUCACCACAAAUUCAAACCAAGAGAAUGAAUGAUCUAAGUAUAUUUCAUAAUUCUUUUCCACUUUAUAUCUAUGAUAUUGCAAAACGUGAUUUCUCAAGAUUCAAUAAAAUUGCAAAGAAUUUUAUUUUCAUUAUUGAUGGUCAAUCUUUUACAAUACCAAUAUUUAAAUUAGUACCUUCACCAUUUUCAUAUGCUUCUAUUACUUCUAAUAAUAAUAAUAAUAAUAAUUCAACCUUUGAUUCAAAUAUCAAUGAUCAAUCUUCUUUUUCUUCUUCUUCUUCUUCAUCUUCAUCUUCAUCUUCAUCUUCUUUGUCGUCAUCAUUAAUAAUUGAUAAUGAUAUCUCUGAUGUAAUUCAAUCAUUGUUUAAUCAAGUUUAUCAAUUAGUUCAAAAAAAUAAACAAAUUAAAAUUAAAACUAAACCAUCAUUUGCUAUUAGUGAUUUAGAUAAUAAUAAUAAUAAUAAUAAUAAUAAUAAUAAUAAUAAUAAUAAUAAUAAUAAUAAUAAUAAUAAUAAUAAUAAUAAUAAUAAUAAUAAUAGUAUUAAUAAUAAUAAUAUUAUUAAUAAUAAUAAUAAUAAUAAUAAUAAUAAUAAUAAUAAUAAUAAUAAUAAUAAUAAUAAUAAUAAUAAUAAUAAUAAUAAUAAUAAUAAUAAUAAUAAUAAUAAUAAUCAAAAUGAAAUUAUUGUUAACCCUGUACAAUCAAAUAGAAUAGAACCAAAGAUUAUAGUUCAACCAUCUUAUUCAUUUUCUUCUACUUCUUUAUCAUCUUCAUUACCUUCACCUCAAAAGUUAAAAGAAAGUGAUCAAGUCAUAAUGGAUAUUUUAAAUUUUAUUUUUAAUUAUAAUAAUUUUGAAAAAGAUUUAUUUUAUGAUAAUGUUAUGCAUAUGAAAAGAGUUUAUCAAAAAUAUAGUGGAAGUGUAUUAUCUAUUCGUGAAACUAUUGUAAAUAAUAAGAGAAGUUAUAAUGAAUUUUUAGAUAACAUUUUGCAAAUUAAAAAGAAUGUUCAAUUAGAUGUUGAAAAGAAUGUUAUUUUGUCAUCAAAUCAAUCAAAUAAUUCUAAUGUUACACCAUGGUCCUCUGUUAUUUCAACUAGUAUUCAUUUUGGUGGUGGUGGAAGUAUUAAUAAUAAUAAUAAUAAUAAUAAUAAUAAUAAUAAUAAUAAUAAUGAGGAUAAUAAUUUAGAAAAUGAAAUGAAAUUAUAUAAUGAAUGUUUAUCAAAAUUAUUUUCAUAUAGAUCAUUAAUUUGUUUUAAUUUCUUUUAUCAAAGGAUUCAAUUAAAAGAAAGAUUAGAAUCAAUGGGUGUUUCAUUUGAAUCUAGUGGUAUUGAAAUUACAAAGAGAUUGGUUGAAAUUCAAAUGAAUAUUUGUAAAGAAUUAUUUCAAUUCCAAUCAGUUAGAAAUGGUAUAUUCAACGAAUCAUUAUUAAAUAAAGAGUUGAUUUUGGAUAUUGAUAAUUUUAGUAGUAGUAGUAAUAGUAGUAGUAGUAGCAGUAGCAGCAAUUUUAAUAGUAGCAAUACAAAUGAUAGCUCUAAUAAAAAGAGUAUAACUAUACGUAUUUUUAAAUUUGGUGGUGAACCUAUAACUAAUUUCAUUUCAACCCUAUUCUUUGAAUCUCAUAAUAUAAUUAAAAAAUUAAAAACAACAACAACAUCAUCAUCUCAAAACUAUCAAUCUCAAAAUUAUCAACAUACUGUGAAGGAAUUUAAUGAUAAUUCUAUUGAAUCAAUGAAGGAAGAGAGACAAUAUUGUUCAUCAUCAUCAUCAUCAUCAUCAUCAUCAUCAUCAUCAUCAUCAUCAUCAUCAUCAUCAUCAUCAUCAUCAUCAUCAUCAUCAACUUUAUCAUCACCAUCGUCAAAACUUAUUGGAGAAUCAAUCUCUGAAAAUAGAAAGAAGAACGAACAAUUACUUCAAGAGAUUGAAAAACUAAAAGAACAAAUUAAUAAUUUAAAGAAGGAAGGUGAGGAACUGGAGAAUAGUAGUAAUAUUAUUCAUCACCAUUCUCAUCAAUACCAUCACCAACAACAACAACAACAUCUUAAUAAUAGUAGCGAUGAUAGUGGAUGUACAACUUAUGUUAAACAAUAUAUUUUUUUAAAAUAA
Messenger RNA from Dictyostelium discoideum AX4, 3426 nucleotides. RefSeq lists its product as hypothetical. Bases 1 to 3426 code for a protein of 1141 amino acids. The transcript is spliced from 3 exons. The record is from RefSeq and is a predicted model, not a curated record. Lineage: Eukaryota; Evosea; Eumycetozoa; Dictyosteliales; Dictyosteliaceae.